CAAAUGUGUUGAUCAUGUAGAAAUGAUUGUGGUGUCUGUACUGUUAUUUCUAUUCCUAAUAAAUACAUCCUUUCCUCAGAAUAUAAAAUUGCACGGAUGUGGAGCAUCUUUACCGGCAGAAGUUUAUGAAGCUUGGGUACCAGCGUUUGAAAGUUAUCGCCGUGAAUUUGUGAAUAUUGACUUUGAAUAUUACGCGACAGGAAGUGGAGAAGCUAUUCAGGCCAUACAUGGGGGAAACGAAUCAAGUUUAAAUGUGUGUCUACUUAAUGAUCUAGGAUUUUUCGGCUCGGAUAUUCCAUUGUCACCAAGCGAUUAUGAUAAAAAUCCCAAUUUACAAAUGCUCCCUAUUCUAGGAGGGAGUGUUGCCCUGGCCUAUAAUUUAAAAGGGAUAAAAAACUUGGUUCUUGAAAAAGAUCAUGUUGUAAAAAUAUAUGAUGGAACUUUUAAAUGGUGGAAUGAAACCGAAUUACAAAGCGCUAAUCCAGAUAUUAAACUACCUGAAGAAAGAAUAUCAGUUGUAGCAAGGUCUGACAACUCUGGAACGACGCAAAUAUUUACGGAAACAUUAAGUGCAAUAUCAAAAGAAUGGAAAGAAAAAUAUGGUGUUUUUUCAGAAGGUUUUAAUGAAGCUAAUGGUUCCUCAAAAUGGCCAGACGGAGUUAUUUCAUUUCGCCUUAAAAGAAAUCGAGGUGUCUCGGGAAUACUGUUGUCUUACCAAAAUUCAAUCGGUUACAUUUCAACAGCUGAUGCAAACACAGCGCUGCUAACUUAUGCUCGAAUCAAAGAGGGUAACAAAAUAGUCGACAUAGAACCGGAUAGAAUGCAGGAAACCAUGCAGAGAGCUAUGAGGCACUUUACAAAUAGAAUGACUGUUACUUUAGCAGAGCAUACAUAUGCCGACGAAUACCCAUUCAUAGGAUAUACGUAUAUGGUAUUUAAUAAAACCUCAGAAAGCAACUGUAAAAGGAUGAGAGAGUUAGUCCGAUAUUUUUAUUGGAUUACAAAAGAACCAUUUCCACAAAAUGAUGCCAAAGAUUUUAAAAUGGCUGGUGUCCCAAAGAAAGUAUCAGAUUACCUUUUUUCGGAAGUUAUAGAUAAAAUACGAUGUGGUGGGGAUAAUAUGCUAAAAGUUGCUAGGGAUCAAAUGGAUGCUGAAGAGCUAUCAAAGCAAAAGUGGCGAAUUCCUGUAAUAAUUGCCAUUCCAAUUAUAAGUCUGCUAAUUUUAUCGUUGAUAUCCUACUUGAUAGUUCAACAGAUUCGACUAAGAAGAUCCCUCUUAACGGAUGAUUGGAAAAUACCGAUAGAAGAAAUUAUUCUCAGAUGGUCCAGAAAAGAUGGAUUAUUAAGGCCCGACGGCUCAAAAUACCAAAAUUCUAUGCAAAGUGUUGCUUCAUUAACAGUUUCUGCUAUAACUAACUUUUCGUAUACAACAACAACUGGAGGGACAGGUAUAGGAAAAAGUGUUGAGGCGAUUGGAUUGUGGAAAGAAAAGGCCGUUGUUUUAAGGUCUUUUCCCAAUGCUUUGAGCUUGGAGAAGAUAACAUGCAAGAAAUGUCUCAUCUUUCUAAGGGAUAAAAUUAACCACUUUAAUGUUGUCUCUUUUCUUGGUGUAACAAUACUGGAUGACGCAGCUUACUUAGUAAGCGAUCAUUCGCCCAAGGGAACUUUACGAGACGUUGUUCAAGAUGAUCGAUAUAAUUUGGACGAGAACAUUAAAUUUUCAUUGGCAUUAGAUGUCGCUGGAGGUUUGAAAUAUUUACAUUCACAAAAUCUAAGUCACGGCAAUUUGACAAGUGAUUCAUGCGUUGUCGAUCAACGCUGGAACGUUAGAAUCGCCGAUUGGGAAUACUCCAAAUUAUCCGAGUUCUCAAUCGGUUUAAGUAAUGCUACCUUAAAUUCAAAUUUCCAUGAUUCUGAAAAAGAUUAUGAUGUGGAAGCUAGGAAUUCUAUGUGGCAUGCACCGGAGGUUCUAAAGGGAGAAUGUACGACGAAAGCCUCAGAUGUCUAUAGUUUUUCUAUUAUUCUGGUUGAAAUAUUUACGAAGGAAGAUCCAUAUUAUGACUUAGCGGAAAGUUUAAGUCCUGUAAAGAUAAUUGAAGAAAUAAAAACUAAAGACAUACGACCAAACUUAGACGAUCCAAACUUAACCUCAAUAAAGAACACUUUAGAAAAAUGUUGGUCAAUAACACCGAGCAAAAGACUAUCGUCAUCAGCAGUUUGUAAAGAAUUGAAAUCUCAGAGGCCCAGUAAAAAGAGUGUCGUAGAUUGUAUGAUGGAAGCUGUUGAAGGGUAUGUAACCAAACUAGAAGAAAAGGUUAAGGAUAGAACGAGGGAGUUGGAAAUGGCGAAUUUAGCAACAGAAGCUUUGCUUCAUCAGAUUUUGCCGCCAUCCGUAGCUAAAAAGCUGUCUUCAGGCGAGAUUGUUGAUCCAGAAAAAUUUGAUGGCGUAACAAUUUUCUUUUCGGAUAUUGUUGGAUUUACAUCUUUAUCUGCAGAAAGCUCACCUUGGGAGAUUGUGCAACUGCUGAAUGAAUUAUAUUCAGUUUUUGAUACCAUUAUUGAUAAAAAAGAUGUUUAUAAAGUUGAAACUAUUGGUGAUGCUUAUAUGGUAGUAUCUGGAUUGCCGUCUCGAAAUGGAGAUAAGCAUGCCGACUGCAUAACCGAAAUGGCUAUAGAUUUCUUAGCAAGUGUCAAAAUAUUCAAGAUAAGACACAAGCCCGAUAAGAAGCUAUUGUUAAGAGCUGGUGUACAUUCCGGUCCAGUUGUUGCAGGAGUUGUUGGACAGAAAAUGCCAAGGUAA
This is a messenger RNA of Dimorphilus gyrociliatus, 2800 nucleotides long. Lineage: Eukaryota; Metazoa; Annelida; Polychaeta; Dinophilidae. The record is from the annotation of a GenBank genome assembly.